Molecule: messenger RNA, 2538 nt
Organism: Vicia villosa (hairy vetch)
Lineage: Eukaryota; Viridiplantae; Streptophyta; Magnoliopsida; Fabales; Fabaceae
Exons: 6
Coding region: 1-2538 (845 amino acids)
Molecular function (GO): catalytic activity
Source: RefSeq, a predicted model, not a curated record
AUGAAUAUUAGAGGAGGAGGUAGCUCUUUGAAGAGAAGAAGAGUGAGCUCUAUUAUUACAAAGGGGAAAGCGUAUAUUUUCAUAAUUCAAGAAACUAAAAUUAAAUAUUUCAAGGAUUCGUUUGUCAAGAGUUUUUGGAAUGGUUCGGAUAUAGGUUUUUCUUUUUCUAAUUCAAAUGGUGUGUCGGGUGGAUUGCUAACUCUUUGGAAGGGGGAAAAUUUGGAGGUGGUGAAUAGCUUUAAAGGAGAAGGGUAUCUAGGUAUCAAAGUUAGGUGGGAGAAUUUGAGGUACUAUGUUAUAAAUGUUUAUUCUUCUUGCGAUAUGGAAAAGAAGAAGUUGUUGUGGGACAAUUUGUUGAGAUUGAAGGAGAUAUUCAAGGACGGGGAGUGGAUUAUCGGAGGGGAUUUCAACGCUAUUAAAAAUGUUAGAGAAAGAAGAGGGAGGGCGGCCGUUGUUAAUCAUAAUGAAUCGAGACUCUUCGCGGAUUUCAUUCACAAUUCUUCAUUGGUGGAUAUGUCGUACAAGGGGAAAAAGUACACAUGGUAUAGUGGUGAUGGGAAGUCUAUGAGUAGAAUUGACCGUUUUCUUAUAUCGGAGGAGGUGAUGGAUAGAUGGGAAUGGAAUAAUAUGGAGGUGGAAGGGAGAGGGGAUUUUGUUUUGAAAGAGAAGUUAAAACUUCUUAAAGUCAAAUUAAAGUGGUGGAAUGUAGAGGUGUUUGGGAGGUAUGAUUUGAGAGUGGAGGAAGAUGUGAGGAAUAUUAACAUGUAUGAUGAGUUAUUGGAGUCGCGUAAUGAGGAUAUGAUCAAGGAGGUUAUUAAGGAACGAAGGAGGAUUAACCACAUUGGUCCUAUUCUUUCUUCGAGGGGUAUAUUAGAAUCAGUGGGAGAAGUAAAGGAGGAAGUGUUUAGGCAUUUUAAAGAUAAAUUAAAGGAGGAAGAGAUAUAUAGACUGGUGUUGGAUGGGAUCCAUUUCAACAACAUUAUUGAAUCGGAUUCGGCAUUGCUUGAAAGUCCGUUUUUGGAAGAGGAGAUAAAGGAAGCAAUAUGGAGUUGUGGAGGAUCGAAGAGUCCAGGACCGGAUGGGUAUUCUUUCCUUUUCUUCAAAAGGUGUUGGUCUUUCUUAAAGGAUGAUGUUGUCCGCUUUUUUAAAAGUUUCUAUGAAGACGGUUCUCUUUCUAAGGCGGUUACAUCUUCCUUUAUUUCGUUGAUCUCUAAAUCUCUUAAUCGUUUAUCUUUAGAUGACUAUAGACCCAUUUGUUUGGUGGGGAGCAUGUACAAAGUGGUGACGAAAUUGUUGGCGGGUAGAUUAAAGAGAAUUCUUGGUACGAUUGUUUCCCCGUGCCAAAGUGCUUUUGUGCCGGGAAGACAAAUGUUAGAAGGAGUAGUGGUGGCGAAUGAGGUGGUCGACUUUGCGAGGAAAGAAGGUAAGGAUUGUCUUCUUUUCAAAGUGGACUUCGAAAAAGCUUAUGACAAAGUGAAUUGGAAUUUUUUGAGAUAUAUGUUUAGGAAGAUGGGAUUUGGAGCCAAAUGGAGAGGUUGGAUGGAAAAGUUGGUUUUCAAAAGUCACAUGUUGAUUCUUGUGAAUGGGAGUCCGACGGAAGAUUUUGAAGUUGGUAAGUGGUUGAGGCAAGGUGAUCCUCUUUCGCCUUUUCUCUUUGUGUUGGUGGCGGAAGGGCUCACGGGGUUGGUAAGGAAGUCUAUAGAGGUGGGCGAAUUUGAUUUUUUCUCAAUUAAUCGGAGUUGUGCGGUUGAUAUCCUUCAAUUUGCGGAUGACACUUUAUUGGUCGGGAAAGGGAAUUGGAAACAUGUUUGGGCGAUUAAAGCGGCGCUUAAGGCGUUUGAGUUGGUUUCGGGUUUAUGCAUAAAUUACCACAAAAGCAAGUUAAUUGGGAUUAACAUAAAUAGUGGGUUUUUGGAAGCGGCUUCAAUUGUUCUUUCGUGCAAGAUUGAAGAUAGUAACUUUUACUUUCUAGGGAUCCCGGUGGGGUUUAAUCCGAGAAAAGCUAAGACUUGGGAACCGCUUUUAUCCAAGAUGAGAAAUCGGUUGGCAGGCAUAUGGGGGUCAUGGACCUUAAAGGAUUGUGGUUCCUUGCUGAAGAUUAGUGGUGUUCAUCAGUUGAGGAUUCAGUCAAGGUUUCAUGUUAAGGCUAUUAGGGUCACAACAUUAAAGCAGAGGUUUUCAUUGGAAAUUGAAGAUUAUGGCAAGAUGCCGGCCAAGGUGGCGAAGGAGUUUACGCGCCUUCAAAGCGGUUUCUUAUGGGGGGAGGAGAGGAGAGGAGAUGUAUUCAUUGGAUUACUUGGAGGGAGGUUUCUAAUUCAUAAUGGCUUUAAUACCUCGUUUUGGGAUGUAAAGUGGUUGAAUGGGAUGGUUUUGAAGGAGGAGUUUCCAAGCCUUUCUGAGGCAUCUUGUUUGAAAACGGUUUCGGUGGCAGCUAUGGGAGGAUGGGUAGAUAAUAAGUGGAUAUGGGGGGAUUGUGGCAUUUCGGGGUACCGUUUGCAAGACACAUCGAAGGCGGCCGAGUGGGGGGUUUUUCGUUGA